AUUUUAAAGAAAUAUGAAAAGUGGAAACACCUGCUUGUUUUAUAUAUUUGCCUUCCUCAACUUCUUGCUGCUGAUCAUUGCUCUUGCUGUUGGAGGGAGUGGUAUCUACUUAUGGGUGGUGACACACUCGAUUAAUAUUUUCUCCAUUUCCUUUAUGGGAGCAGGAGUCUUUAUCUUACUAUUAGCAGUAUGCUCGUUCUGUCUGAGGCACUCAACUUUCAGGCUAUCGAUUUAUUGCUUCAUUUUAUUAAUUUUAAGUUCUAUCAUGGUUGCAGCUCUUGUGGGAUUCCUUGUUAAAAGAGAACAAGUUUUAGACUGGGCCAGCGAUCACAUCAAAGAGGAAAAAGAUUCUGAAGCCUGGAAAGAAGCUAGGGAACGUAUUGAAGACAAUGUAGAUAUCUCUAAGUACAUCCUCAUUGCCACGACGGCAGUUACUGUUCUCGUUCUAUUAUUCGGUAUGUUCUACAGAUGCAGUGUCUCUUCUAACAAAUCAGACCACUACCAAACUAUGAGGCAUCAGCAAAGAUAUGAUAAAGUCUCUGGUGAGAUCCAUACCGCUCAACUAAGGAGAGAAGAAAAACAGAGACUUUAUGCUGAGAAGUACGGUCUAAGCUCAGUAAAUAACAACCAAAUGUUGUAAAAACUUAUUUAAUUCUGGCUAAGAACUGAU
Messenger RNA from Moneuplotes crassus, 670 nucleotides. The record is from the annotation of a GenBank genome assembly. NCBI's taxonomy places the organism in Eukaryota, Ciliophora, Spirotrichea, Euplotida, Euplotidae.